GCGCCGUUCCGUUCCGUUCCGUUCCUCUGUACCGUAGUGUUGUUGCCACACCGCAGUCUUGAAAGCGGAAUCGACGACCUUCCACCCGAUAGAUGGCCGAUCGAUAGCGACCCCCUUCCCCCGCAGAGCUCGACACGAUGACGGCGGCCGCUGCCCCGGCUUCCAACCCGACGGCCGGCAGCCGUUCCGGGGCGAGAGGCAGCGGGAAGCUGGAAUUCCUGCGAACCGAGCUCUGCCAGCUGGUCGCGAAGCUCUCGUCUCCGUCUCCCUCGACGAUCGUUCCCGAGGCCCUGGACCUCUUCUUUUCGACGCUGCCGCCGGCGGAGGAACUCCUGGCCGACCGACCGGGAAAAUGGCCCUUUCCCGGUGACACAAGCAACCACAACAACCACAACAACAGCGAAGGGCUCUUCCCCCUGAUGGUGGCCUGCGACAAGGGAAACCUGGAGUGCCUCCUGUAUUUCUGCGAGCGCACCGAGGAGGAGGCCGCGCGGCUUGCUCCGGGCCGCCAGAACGGUCCUUCUUCCYUCGCCUCMRCCGCCCGGAACCGCGGGAGGGUCCUGGAGGAACUCAUCGGAAACCCCCUUGCCUCCAGGACGAGGGUGGACCGAAACACGGCGUUCCACCACGCCACCACCCCUGACGCCUCGGCCCGGGGGGAAGGCCCCCCUCCGUUGCUUCCGAAGCUCCCGCUGCCGUCCUUUCUGGAGCUCCUGGAGCGGCUCGCAGAAGCGCAGGGGGAGCUGAGGGGCGACAAGGGUAGCGGUUGUGGUCCCCCGAGCACAAAGACAAACCUUGUCCUGGCCAUGGGAGCCGCCGCGAACGCCCACAACGACACCCCCCUCAUGAUGGCGGUGGCCAGCAACGUGUAUUGUGGUGUUUCCUCGUCGGCGCUGCGGUUUCUCGAAGAGUGGUACCGGCUGGCGCUCGAUCGUUMUCGCAGCGGCGACGUCGACGACAACUACAACAGCAACCACAACAACAACCACAACCACAACAACAACCACCGAUCGAAAAAGGGCCGCAACUCGGACAACACAGCCGGCACCGGCGGCGAGAGCAGCGCCCUUGCCGCGGUCCGGGACGUCCUGCGGGCCACGAACCACUCGGGGGAAUCGGUCUUGACGCUGGCCUGGUCGGGGGGGGUCCACGAGGUCGUGGCGUUCCUGGUCCGGAUCGACGAUGGCCCGCAGGCGGAAGACCUCCCCCCGAUCGUGGGCCUCGAGGAUGUUUCGAGGUGCAGGGACUGCCUCUCCGAGAUGGAGCGCCGGUGGAGGUCCAUCCUCCGGGAGCACUCCAAGAGGCAAAUCAAAACCAACCACGCUUCCGGGGAACACCCAAAGGCGGAGCGCUACGCGGAAGAGCGGAGGGCCAUCGAGCGGUGCGCAGGGAUCAUGGAGGCCCACGUGUCCGCGCGGUCGGAGCGGAUCGCGGGGGAGCUCCUCUCGUGCCUCGRCCGUGAUCCGCUGCCGGGAACAGGCGGUGCGGGCCCCACCGGAGGGAAUCCCAAAAAGAAGAAACCGAAAAAAGCCAGGCACAAAAAGAGGGGGGACCACAAGCCGCCGCCGGCGGCAGAGAACAAAGACGCCGCGGCACCGACACCGGGGGCCGGGGCCGACACGACGGACGCCACGAAGGACGUCUUGCUGACCACGCUGGCCAACGGAACCGUUGCGGUGCGGGUGUCCGGCCACAGCGAAGCGGACGCGAGCAGCGGCGAAAGCGGGAACCAAGAGGACGACCGGCCGGGAGGCGGGCCUUCCGAAGCUUGUGCCAGCCGCGAACGCAGCAGCCCGCGGGAAUCCGGUCCCGAGAACAGCGACGGCGACGGCGACAGCAACGGCAACCCAACGGCGGAACCUUCCGUCGCCGACGAUGCCAAUCGCCACAAGAAGGACGGGCCAUGGGCAACACCGGAGAAUGGAACAGUCGCCCUACGAGAAUCCGGUCGCGGCGGCGAAGCCGGUGGCGAGGGAGACGACCAGUUGACAAGAAUGACAGCAAGGACAACGAAAACGACAACGAGKYYGGUGACCGACAACAACCCUCCCCAYCCGGUGGUAUACCGGAGGCGCACCAUGUCCCUCGACGAAACAAACCAGAUGCUGCGCGAUCGAUACAAGCAGGGGAGCUCCAACCACCACACGAACAAUGCCAACCACAACCGGACCCCGGACCUUUCCGCCGCACCUCCGGCYACCGAGCGCGAGGACACCCGCUCGUCGGGGGCUCUCGUGGCCACAACCGCCGCCGGGGGUGGAAGAACGCCCUCGAGCGGUUCCGACGCCGACGCGGUCCUGUCGGCCCUCUGYCUGGACGUCGGCUGCCUGCUCUAUAGCGACCACGGAAUGGCGCUGAACCUCUCGCCGGCCCAGCUGGACGCCGUCCAGCAAAUCCUGGAAGAGCAGCUCCAAUCGGUCCGCAAGGCACGGGCCCUGCAGGAGCGGAGGUGCAAGGGUGCGGCGGCUSCAGCGGCCCCGUAGCUCGUUUUGGAGCAGAGCGGACGACGAGAGUGGACGACGAGAGUGGACGAACCAACGAAACAAGGGUGCGGAGCGCAACUGCCAUGGGAAACCAGCAAGGCUCUGAAACCGUUCUCUCGCGAAAUGGUCGUCGCUGUGCUACAGCGAUAUCCGGCGGUGAGCGAUCGACAACGGACAACACCUGCGUCCGAGAAACCUACAAUGAACGCUGUGAACGGGCGGGUUUUGUGUUGUACGACCUGGUCGCCGCCGUGGAAACGAAACACCCAAGUGCGGCGCACAAGGUGGAUUGUAUGUGGCCAGAACCGCGUUUGCCACAACGGGGUGCGCAUCAAAGAAAAAAAAAGGACUGGGGCCGAUCGCAACCACUUCCCAACUGCCACAGCCUCUCGGGCUUGUUGAAGCACAGUUACGAGGCAUUUUCUUUGCCAGGCAUGGUUCGGUAGYACAGUACCGGCACGUACGAAKUGCCAUCUACCUCCGCACAAUGCACGAUGUACAAGAUACAAGAUACAAUACAGACGAGACAGUUCUCGUACGYACAAGACGUAUGAGUACGUACUURCAUAGAAACGACUACACAGUSUACCGGAAUACGGAAUGUACUAUUUCUGCUAAGGUACCGGUACAAUACAACUUGCUGUACGGGUAGGCCCGUGUUGUUGAUUCGAUGUAUCAAAUGUCGUAUGCCUACGUCAUCGGAUGCACGAAACCUUGAAGAGAAUGUGUAAAUUUCCUAUUGAUUAGAUAAAUUAAAAAGUAUGAG
Pseudo-nitzschia multistriata is the source of this 3249-nucleotide messenger RNA. The record is from the annotation of a GenBank genome assembly. Lineage: Eukaryota; Bacillariophyta; Bacillariophyceae; Bacillariales; Bacillariaceae.